This is a messenger RNA of Ophidiomyces ophidiicola, 486 nucleotides long. RefSeq lists its product as uncharacterized. The record is from RefSeq and is a predicted model, not a curated record. The transcript has a single exon. Lineage: Eukaryota; Fungi; Ascomycota; Eurotiomycetes; Onygenales; Onygenaceae. The coding region runs from base 1 to 486 and encodes 161 amino acids.
AUGUCCUAUAUCCCAUCAAUGACAUUGACAGAAGCCUGGCCAAAUUUGAAUCACGAGGGGAAAGUCUCUGUUCAGGAACAACUAGAAGAAAUUUUUCAAAAUCUCAGAACCCUGAGACAGGACGAUGGUUACCCAUUGGGAGGAGUGGCAGGGGAAGGGGUGAAAGAACCAAGGAUAAGCUGUUUUGCACAAGAGAAAACUUUCAAUACAGCUGCAUCAUUUGUGGGUUUGCAAUUCUCACUCUCUAAAUUUCUCAGCAAAUCAUACAUUCAGUUUAUUCAAACCCUGCAGCCCCCACUGACAACAGGAUCGGUUUUCACUCAUGGAGAUGUUAAGAAGGACAACAUAAUGGUAGAGACGGGAGAAAACAAUGUUUGUAGGGUUACUGGUAUAAUUGACUGGGAAGAUUCAGGUUACUAUCCUGACUACUUUGAGAGUACCAACUUAACAUGUAUUUUGGAUCCCAGGAAAGAAGACGACUGGUAA